Ilyonectria robusta is the source of this 839-nucleotide messenger RNA. Its product is annotated as Endoribonuclease L-PSP/chorismate mutase-like protein. The transcript has 4 exons. Gene Ontology annotation, cellular component: cytosol; mitochondrion. The coding region runs from base 194 to 742 and encodes 182 amino acids. The record is from RefSeq and is a predicted model, not a curated record. NCBI's taxonomy places the organism in Eukaryota, Fungi, Ascomycota, Sordariomycetes, Hypocreales, Nectriaceae. Gene Ontology annotation, molecular function: deaminase activity.
CAUCAAGUAUCUCUGUCUUUUGAAUUGAAAUGGCAAUUGUUAUAUGGGAAUCUGUGAGAUCAGUCAUUGAGAGCUCGGCUUCCGAAGCCGACUUCUUGGAUCUCACUGCCCACGUUCCGUCGGAUCGGCCUGCCGAUCUGCCCAAAUCGUCGCCAGUCGGACUACAUAACUCCGACCUAUCCCCCUGCAGGUUAUGUUGCUUCCUUUUUUAAACACAGUCGUCAAAAUGAGUCUCAAACUUAUCCGCAAAUCACCCAUCUCCCUACCUCAGCUGGCUCGUGUGAUUUCGCCACUCCGACCGCUAUAUCCCCAACCGCCGCGACCAUUGCAACCCAGAAGAUAUCUCACGAUGGCGGUUGAGUCCGUUUAUACCGACAAGUGCUACAAGCCAUUUGCUCACUAUUCCCAGGCAAUCAAAGCCGGAGGGCUCGUUUGGUUGUCUGGUCAAAUCCCAGCAGACGUGAACGGCAAGCUUAUUACAGGAUCCGUAGCCGACAAAACGCACGCUAUCAUCCAAAACACAAAGGCAAUCCUAAAGGAAGCUGGCUCGAGUCUUGAGCAGGUGGUUAAAGUAGUUGUGUAUGUACGUGACGCUGGAAUUAUGCCCGACUUUAACGCGGUUUACAACCCUGCGUUCCCACAGAAGCCUGCACGGUCGAUGGUGGAGGUGUCGAAUCUACCAGCAGGCGUCGACAUUCAGGUGGAUUUUAUCGCAGUUGCUGGGCCUGUCGAGAAACUCUAGUAGCUCAACUCCACAUUUCAUGUUGAAGAUAGUGACUACGGAGAGAAAUAGUGUCCUGGGAGUCUGGGACUGCCAAGGGCUGGCGUAAUUAAGAUUU